UGAAAUGUCCCAACCUGUCAAUGUGACGCAAUACAGUGAGCGUGUCACUUUAAAGCCGAUUCCUUCAACGCAAUCUAAGGGGCAGGUCUUUUCCGUCAUCUGGGACCACAGUACUAGUAGCCAGCUAGAGAUGGCCUUGGAGGUUGUGCUUGUGGUGUGCACGGCUGCUCGGGAUGAGGAGAGGGAGAGCAGAAUCACAGGCAGAGCGAAUGUUUUAUUAAUUCGACAUGUAACAUUGUGUAAGUAGCUAAACUCUAAAAAAAAUAAUCGCUUGAUGGUAACCAGUAGUUCACUGGAGGCAGGGAAUGAAAGCUUGCGGCGGUGCUCUCCUCGUAGCUACACGGUUAAUAAAGGAUUUGGAAAGGAAAUGGUCAAGAUGGCAGCUCCAUUCGGAAUUUGAAGGUGUGGAUUCUUAUCGCUAGCGAGUUAGUGUUGUAGCUUUUUUUUAUUUAACCCGCUUAUUGGAAAUCGUAAACAAACACGGAACGCUGAUUGUUGGUUGUAUACAGUAGCUAGCUAACGUUAUUCUAGAGGAUGCGCUACACGCCAUUCCCAAGGAAGGUGAUGGAAUUCUAUUGGAUCACUUAAAAUGUCGUAUGUAUAAUAAAUCAAUUUGUUUACAGACAGACGCUGCAGUACUAAAUUCACAUAAAACAAUGGCCUUUUGAAUCGCGCCAUCAAGUUGCUGCGAUCAGCAUAGAGAAGACAGUCGAUGGGACGCACGUGGAGUUCCUAUCAUCAGCUGGAGGUGUGGAAUGUGGACCUUGGACACAUAUUUUACUAAUUAUGCAUGCUUUAAAUGAGUCUGACUGGUAAUUGAUUGAUAAUAUUAUGCAUGAUAACCAAACAAAUAAUAGCCUAUUAUUAAUGGAAUGCAACUUAGUUGGUCAGUUUAUACCGAAAACAAGCGAGAAACCAAGGAGAGGAAUAUGGCUGAAGUAUCACACAAUGAACCACACUCUCAGGAUAUUGACAUCGAUCCAGACUUCGAGCCCCAGAAACGACCAAGGUCUUGCACCUGGCCUCUGCCUCGACCAGAGUCCAACGCAGGGAAGCCCGAAUCAAACGAUGACAUCAUCCCCGAGGAAGAGGAUGAUGACGUCACAGCACCCAGCAGCUCUAGCUCUUAUACUGUCAACAAUGUGAAUGGUGGAAUAGCCAUACAUCAGAACACAAAGAACUCUUCUAAACACCCAAGCUUCACCACCACCACUAAGGAAGAAGUACUAAGCCCCACUUCCAAAGAGGAGGGGAGUAAUGUCGAUGGGUCCUCCUUGUCCACACAGACGCAUGCUGUCUCAGCUCUCAAUGGCUUGACCUCCCAACCUAGGAAGUCCUCAGCUAGGAGGAAUGCCUGGGGGAACUACUCCUAUGCGGACCUCAUCACCCAGGCCAUAGAGAGCUCCCCGGACCAGAGGCUGACGUUAUCCCAGAUCUAUGAGUGGAUGGUGAGGUCUGUCCCUUACUUCAAGGACAAAGGAGACAGCAACAGCUCUGCAGGCUGGAAGGUGAGCAGCGGGGUGACAUCACUGAUAUGGACAAUGUUUUCAGUCAUAACACUGUAACAAAGGCUGUGUGAGUGAGCCCAUGUGUUCUUCUGUAGCUCAAUUGGUAGAGCAUGGCGCUUGUAACGCCAGGGUAGUGGGUUCGAUCCCAGGGACCACCCAUACGUAAAAAUGUAUGCGCACAUGACUGUAAGUCGCUUUGGAUAAAAGCGUCUGCUAAAUGGCUUAUUAUUAUUAUUCUUAGGGUGCACUGUCAUCUGCAGGUGGCAUCUGAAUACAAUGCUUUCACUUGGAGUAAACCCGUGCUUUAGGUAGGCUACAUACUGUACAUAUUGUAGUGCGUGUGUCAGGGGUGGGGGCCACAAAAGCUCAACUCAUUAGGGGCCGCAGAUGCUCGCAGGUCUGCUUACCCACACAUGCAGUCAGAGCCGGCCCUAGCCUUUUGGGGGCCCCACGUGAAAUUUUAUUGUGAGUAAAACAUUUUAGUGGCCCCCCCUCUUGACAGCGGAGUAUAUUACAUUUUACGUAGAGAAAAUGUUUUAGUUUUUAAAGCAAAUUUUCUGCAAUUCUUGGGGUUUUAAGGCCUGAGGUCAUAGUGUUCUUAAAGGUGCUCACAUAGCAUUUUGUUGUUGAAUUUUUGCAUUGUAAUUUCAGAAAAUGUCUAUAAUAUAUCUGGCACUAAUAGUGGAAUGAUGGUGUGUCACAGUAUUACUUACCCGCUAGUGUUGUGAUUGGCUGUGAUAUUCGCCUAUUGAUUUGUCCAGAAUGGAAUCUGUUGUGAAAAUGGGAAAGCUGUUCUGACUUUGUGGCUGUGUUAUCUAGUGAAAAAAGCUGUCAUUUCCUGGUUGCGAAAAGUCUACACUGUUCGCUCAAUUUCAGUUCAUCUGAGAAAACAAGCACUAAUUAGUGUAUAAUUGUACCAUCUAAAUUGCUGUUUGAAGCUGGCCACUAAAAUGUUUAAAAUCAAUAGGCGAAUAUAACAGCCAAUCACAACAAUGGCGGGUAAGUAAUACUGUGAAACACUAUCAUUCCACUAUUAGUGGCAGAUAUAUUAUGGACAUUUUCUGGAAUUACAAUGCAAAUUUAAAAAUAAUGAUAACCAGCUGGGAUUGGAAAGUGUGUGGCUGCCUGAUAGACACAGGGUGAGCCAAGGGUGUGCCUGCCCAACCAUGCAUUGCUGCCAAGGGACGCCCCAUGCAGAUAUCACUGUUGCAUGGGGCUCCUCCUGAGCGCUGCCAACACAUCUCCUGUCACCCGGCCUAUGACAGUGCUGUAAUAGAAAAAGAUGCAUACCUACAUUGUCAUUCAGCCCUCUUGAUGAAAACCAUUCAGAGAAAGCUGGACAAUCAGAUGCUCUCUCGAGUUUAGGACAGAACCAUAUAGGCCUACACUAUAGCUCUGGUUAAGGAGAGGUAGGCUAUAUACUGUCAGCCUGGGUCCAAACCGACUUGUUCAGUUUCACUUUAUGCUAUUCGUACUGUAACACUGAGUGGCGAGUUCCUCUGACUGCCACCGUCUUAUCAGGUUAUUUGCAUGUAAAAGAGGCCCUCUGGCCUGCAGGGGAUCUCGGCUCAAUGCAACGAAUCAUAAUAAACACUCUUCUUGUAAAGGAAUAUUUGUCAGCAGUUGAAACUUUAAAACACAUUUCGGGUGACUAGUUGUUAUGUUAGUGGAAGUUUAGGCUAGUGUCCUUUUUGAUCUGAGUUUAGUUAUUAGAGCAGUUUUCAGUAACACGAUCAGAACGAAGGUGCAGUUAAACACAAUUGUGUCCCAAAUGGCAUCCUAUUUCCUUUAUCGUGCAUUACUUUUUACUAGGGGCCCAUAGGGUCUGGUCAAAUGGAAUGCACUACAGUAUGUAGGGAAUAGGCUGCCAUUUGGGACUUACUAAUGGUUGGCUAUUCAUUGUGAUGGUAGAUGGUGAAUGAUAGGCUUUAAUUAUGUAAAAUGGAUACAUACAGCUGAGGAUGAAAACAAAAGGCCCCACUACCUGUCCUCAACUGCCAAUGAAGGUAGUCCUUUUCCUUUCAUUUCUCCCGAGUGGAGAUACUAAUAAAAUGGGAAAAGGUGGAUGAAGAGGGAUUGUUUUUCCUGGGGAGUAUUCAUUAGUUCAGGUAGUCCCUCCCCAUUUCUGCCCUUUUUGUUCCUAGUGAAUACACCAGAGGCCUCUCUUCUACUGCCCUUAUAACCUGGUGGUUAAAGGGAUAGGUCAGGUUUUGGCUAUGAAGCAAAUAUGAAGGAAGUUAGAUGUAAUAAUAAUAUAAUAAGAUGUACUUUCAUGAGCCAAUGCUAACUAGCAUUAGCACUAGCUGUACCCGAAGACUUCCAGUCUUUGCGCUAAGCUAGUUAGCAUUGGCUCACGAAACUACCUCGAACUUCCUUCAUACUGGAUGUAGAAAAAUGGUAUCCAUGAGUUCAUCUGACUCUUGGGAAGUAGAUAAAGGGCUUCAUUGCCAAAAUCCUGAAAUAUCCCUUUAAGCCUGGGCUAGCCUAUAAUUCUGGUCUGCAAAGGGCUCUCUCUGGUCUCUGGUCUCUUGCCUCCGUUUGAUUCUGGGGAUUAGUUUGGGCUGGAAAACCAAUCCGUCCGUCAUGGAAUCGAGUCUAAUGAAAGCUUCAGCUUUGCUGGAUUUAAAUGGAAAAGAGGUCUGGAAAUAGAAAUUGGGUUGUAAUCCUGUGCAACUGUUGGAUAGAGGUUUGUGGGAAAGGAAUAAUGAUCAUAAUAAUAACAAUAAAUCAAUAUCGAGGGUCUUAUUCUGGUGACAUGGGCCGUGUCCGAAUACCCAUACUUGCGUCCUCAAUAGCGGUCCAACUAUUGUAUGCAACAUUUUGAAAAUCAAGUAUGGUUUAAAUCCCAGGAUGUUAUACUCAUUUCAGCUCUUCAUCUAGUAGAUUUCGAUGCACACUUUUCCACAAUGCGUUAGAAGAGGUGGGCUGCUAGUUCUCUUCAGGUGGCAAACAACAAAACUAGGCUACUUAAUUGGGAAGAUGCCCAAAGCUUCUUUGGUGGUGUUCAAAUGUAGUAGUUUUUGUUCUCCUUAAAAUGAUCACAAGUAUUGCAUCUUUGGAAACGUUCUUUAAAAAAAAUGACAAAUCCCAAAGUGGAUUUCUAUUUUCUCACUGAAGUGUUUCUUCUUCGUCAGAGCUUUUAAACUAAAUACUAAACCAUCUUUUGAUUUCUGAAUCUGUUGGCAACGGGGACUCGGAAUGUGGCUGCGUUAUUGAUGUCCUGUUAAUCAGGCCUUUUGAUUUGAACAUAUGGAUUGUUUUUUAGUUUUGUUGGCAAGGCUACCUAUUUAAUUUAUGGAUCAAGCCAUAGCAGUCAUUCUGAUCUCGUUCCCAAUGAUUAGUGCUUUAGUUUAUUAUGUUGCGGUUUUGAAUUUGCAAUGUUCUGAAUUUGCGAUGCACCCGACUGUCCGUUUUUCUGUGCAAUAGCCUUUUGAUUUGAACAUUUUGAAAAGUUUGGGUGUAUGUACUAGGCUAUUUGAUCUCAUUUAUAUACAGUACCAGUCAAAAGUUUGGACACACCUACUCAUUCCAGGGUUUUUCUUUAUUUUUACUGUUUUCUACAUUGUAGAAUAAUAGCGAAGACAUCAAAACUAUGAAAUAACACAUGGAAUCCUGUAGUAACUAAAAAAAGGGUUUAACAAACCAAAAUAUAUUUUAGAUUAGUAGCCACCCUUUGCCUUGAUUACAGCUUUGCACACUCUUGGCAUUCUCUCAACCAGCUUCACCUGGAAUGCUUUUCCAACAGUCUUGAAGGAGUUCCCACAUAUGCUAAGCACUUGUUGGCUGCUUUUCCUUCACUCUGCGGUCCAACUCAUCUCAAACCCUCUCAAUUGGGUUGAGGUUGGGUGAUUGUGGAGGCCAGGUCAUCUGAUGCAGCACUCCAUCACUCUCCUUCUUGGUCAAAUAGCCCUUACACAGCCUGGAGGUGUGUUGGGUCAUUGUCCUAUUGAAAAACAAAUGAUAGUCCCACUAAGCGCAAACCAGAUGGGAUGGCAUAUCUCUGUAGAAUGCUGUGGUAGCCAUGGUGGUUAAGUGUGCCUUGAAUUCUAUUGCCACUAUAUAUAUCUGGUACAGUAGUGUACUGAUACUCUGUACACAUAGGAAGAGAUUUAGUCUGCAUAUUAGGAAGGGAUUUAGCCUAUAAACUGCUGACUAUAGCACGCUGACUGCUUUAGAGAUCACCAUUUAGGUCUUAGUUUCUAUAGGUUAGUGCUAUUCUUCUAUUGCCACUAUAUAUCUGGUACAGUAGUGUACUGAAACUCUGUACACAUAGGAAGAGAUUUAGUCUGCAUAUUAGGAAGGGAUUUAGCCUAUAAACUGCUGACUAUAGCACGCUGACUGCUUUAGAGAUCACCAUUUAGGUCUUAGUUUCUAUAGGUUAGUGCUAUUCUUCUAUUGCCACUAUAUAUCUGGUACAGUAAUGUACUGAUACUCUGUACACAUAGGAAUAGAUUUAGUCUGCAUAUUAGGAAGGGAUUUAGCCUAUAAACUGCUGACUAUAGCACGCUGACUGCUUUAGAGAUCACCAUUUAGGUCUUAGUUUCUAUAGGUUAGUGCUAUUCUUCUAUUGCCACUAUAUAUCUGGUACAGUAGUGUACUGAUACUCUGUACACAUAGGAAGAGAUUUAGUCUGCAUAUUAGGAAGGGAUUUAGCCUAUAAACUGCUGACUAUAGCACUAUCUCAGUUAUUAGACAGUGUGGCAUUAAGCAAUAUAAGAUUUAGGCUAGGCUGUCCAUCUGUAUCGGCUGGGCUGGGGCAAGGACUGUACAUAAUGUCCUUUAAUGAAGAGUGAUUUGGAGCUAAUCGUUGACGUUGGCAAUCUAUACAGUAGGUAAUCCAGCUCCCACUUUGAUAAUAACUCAAUGUUUAAUGUCAUACAUUAGUGCUUGUGUUCAACCUUGAAUAUAGCUUCAAUAGCUUGUAUUUAGUCUUGCAGUCAACCCAACUCGUUCCAUACAUAACUUACCCAUUUAGUGCACAUUUGUCCUAAAACAUAUUUGAAAGUCCUUAUUUUUUACAGAAUGUAUGCAUUAUGUCUGGUUGCUAGAUAAUGCACCCUUUGCUGUAGCUAUUGUUCUGGUACAGUGUUAUGGGCCUACCUACUAUGGUUCGUUUUUAAUCAAUGGGAGUCGUGCAAUUGGUUGCUGUGCUCCAUACCUCCAUUUUUUUAUUGGCUGGUGGCCUGAGCACAAGAAUCAAUCAGCUGACUGGAAACUAUGUAGGUCAAUGUGUAGCAGUGAGAGAGAGAUGGGGGGAGGGAGAGUGAUGGCAAGGGAGAAAUAGAGGGUGUCUGUGAGGGAGAGACAGAUGAUGUGAGGGGGGCCGAGAAAUAGAGGGGGACAGGCGUGCUGCUGUUUUACUCUGGAUCUGACGUUGCUUUGUGUAGGCUGGCAGAGCUCUGGUGUCUGUGUCGGUUUGUUUCUGUUGGUUUGUCGGUCUGUUCACAAUGAGGCUUUGGUCAAAGGCUGCUACCGGCUGCUGCAUCAGCGCUGCUGUUGUAUGACCGUGUGGGGGAAGGGAGCACUACAGUGGGUGCUUUUAGCUCUGUCUUUUUACAGAAAGCACUGCAUAUCGAGAUCACAUUUUACAAUAUUCUUCCCUCUGCAAAAUGCACAGACCUAUUAAAUUAAAUGGGUCAAACAUCACCGGUUUUAGUAUACGCCCCCUUGGAUUUCAAUCAGAGGUCUUCAGAUAUACUAUGCAUCUUGCUUAGUAGUGUCAGUGUUUAUUGGUUUCGAUGUCAGGCAUGAUGCAUUAGAUCUAUUUUGCACACCAGGAAGAGGUUGCUGCCAUGUAGCAUUGUCCAAUGUCACAUCAAUGGAAGACUUGCAGAAAAAAUUCAAGGUAUUCAGAUCACAUGCCUCUGGUAAUGGUACACAUCGAUUCCCAUUUCGGUCAACUCAAACUGUUGAACCUCCUUUUGAGAAGAACAGGUUUGAGAAGAACACUCACCCACAGACUGUUGUAAAUUGUCUGAAGUCUUGUACAUGCCCCUGUUUCUUGCUCCACACAAAAGAGGACUUGGAAGAGAAAAAUGAAGUCUGCACAUUGCAUGAUACACUUUCAGACAGGUUUUUGAGGAGGUUUUCAAAUGUGAUUAGACUUAAUAAAUGCUAUUCCAACUCUUCCCUAGAGGGCUUGAGUUCAACUACAUAGCUUGGCAACAAAGGCAUGACUUUAACUGAAUAGUCAAUGUAAAGUUCCAAGAUCAGGGGAAAGCCUAAAAAUGUAGUCCAUAGAAUAUGACUGAGGGGUUAGGCUUUUGACUGUCUCGGCCACAAAGAAGGAAAUUCCUUUUGAUUUCACAGUCUGAGAGCUGAAAAGCAACCAGAGGCCAUGUAUUCUUGUAUGCACCACAACAAUAAAACACAAAUGUUUGUUUGUUAUGAAUUGGCCUACAAGGAAAAGGUCUGGAUUGGGCAACAUGGGUUCACAAACUUCGCAUUUCAAAAUGGGCCAGUUUGAUUGGAUUAUAUAUGGGAAAAUGCAAGAAAUACAACAAUGUAUACAUUUAGAUCUGAGGUAGGUUUGUGUAACCUAAUCAGCUAAAUUGACACAGGAGAGUAUUGUGACAUUUUUUACAAUAUUAUCUUGAUGCUAUGACUCCAAGUAUCGAAAAUAAAUAAUAAUAAGUAGUUAACUCUAGCUAGCGCUAGUCAGCUGUACCUGUGCCAAAACUCCAGUAUUUCUCAUUCUCUAGCUUGUUCUCUAUCUUAUUUUUUAAAUGGUGAGCCAACAUGUUUCCAGCACUUUUAUGUCCAUGACUGAUCAAAACUCGUUUUCUCAUGGCUCUCUCUUGUCCCUCUGCAGCAGAGAUGGUGAGCAAAAUGUUUGGAAGAUCGAAUCACAAUAAAAUGGCAUUAUUGAAUCGCAGUACAUUUAGAAUCGUUGGAAUCACAAUACAUAUUGUGUCAGCACCAAAGUAUCGUGAUAAUAUUGUAUCAUGAGGUCCCUGGCAAUUCCCAGCCCUACAGCUAACCAUAGUCAUACCCACAGUGGUUGGCAUGUUGCAAAGUCCUAUCAACCUUGCCAGGCUAGUCAAUAAGUAAAAGAACGGCUGGUGAGUCGUGCAUUUAAGAGUUCAAGAAAAGAGAAGCAUGUUUCACUCCUGACUGACUGGAUGAUGAAAGUGUUUCACUGGUUGGUUUAAUCCUGUAAUUGGCUUGGAGCGAGUCAGUGACCGAGGGCUUUUCUGGAAGUUUGAUGUCAACAGACCAAACCAUUGACCCAUAUUAAAAUAUACACAGAACAGCCCACUGACCCAUAGGAAAGCAUGGGAAGGGUUGCUCAGACCAGCCCACUGACCCAUAGGAUAGCAUAGACCGGUUUGGUCAGUGAUCAUUCUCACAUCACAGAACUUUCCAGCUUUGCAGAGUAGACAAACUGUUUAUGUGUGCAUAUCAAAUGUUGCUAGGCAAAAUGGUAGAGGCGCUUAGGACUACCCUCUACCCUUGACCACUCCCACCUAUCCAUACAUAUCUCAUUAACCCACCCUUCUCCAAGCCCUGGUGCUGCAGAGCCUUACUGCGUUAACCUCCUCUCCCCUGCUUCGCUCUGUGGCAGUACUCGGUUAGCGUAACCUGAAUGCACAGACUCCAGCCCUUUUUUAAUUUAGAAGCUACAUUUUACAUUUUAGUCAUUUAGCAGACGCUCUUAUCCAGAGCAACUUACAGUUAGUGAGUGCAUACAUUUUCAUACUGGCCCCCCGUGGGAAACGAAACCCACAACCCUGGCGUUGCAAGCGUUGCCAUGCUCUAUCAACUGAGCUACAUGGUUGAGAAUAUCUCCAGGGAAAUCUGUUAGACCUUUUACAGCAGCAGGCAGAAAAUAGGUCACAGCUGCAUUGGAAUGCUGUGUCUCCCAGAAUAAGACCCACACAUUGCAUAAGUAUAUAUAUAUAUAUAUAUAUAUAUAUAUAUGUGUGUGUGUUGUUUUUUCCCUUUUACUUUUCUUCUUAGCUUUAUGCCCAUAUGUGUGUAUGAUUGAGCACAGACCUUUCUUACAGAGGUUAAGACAUUUUUCACAAGUCUCCAUAUAAAAACUACUUUUUGGAGCAAUUGUUACCACUUACCACCAAGAAUCUUUAACAUCAAAGACAAUCCACACAUUUGCAUCAGGAAUGAAAUCAAUACUGCAAAAUUUGCAUGCAUUGGGCUUUUUUUGUUUUUUUGUUGCUCUUAUACCUGUGUAGUAACACUGUAAUUAAACAAGUAACAACGUUGUAUUAACCUGUUGUUAUAGUGUUACACAAAGCCAACCCUUUCCUCUCCUCUAUCUCCAGAACUCCAUCCGACACAACCUGUCUCUCCACAGUCGUUUCAUGCGGGUGCAGAAUGAAGGAACGGGGAAGAGUUCCUGGUGGAUGGUCAACCCUGAGGGUGGGAAAGGUGGGAAAGCUCCACGACGACGGGCCGUAUCCAUGGACAACAGCAACAAGCUGAUCAAAGGUGCUCGAGGCCGCGCCGCCAAGAAGAAGGCAGCUCUAGGCCUACAGGCCGUCCAAGAUGGCAGCUCCGAGAGUUUAUCCUUAUCUUCUAGCUUGUCCAAGUGGACAGGAAGUCCCACGUCCCGCAGCAGCGACGAACUGGACACCUGGACGGACUUCAGGUCUCGUACCAACUCCAACGCCAGUACGGUCAGUGGGCGCCUCUCCCCUAUCCUGGCCAACCCAGAGCUGGACGAGGCUCUGGAUGAUGACUCCAUCUCUCCCCUCUCCCCCAUGCUGUACUCCAGUCCCAGCAGUUUGUCCCCCUCCACCGGCCCCCUGGGUCUGGCCGACCUGGCCCUCACUAUGGACCUCGAUGACGGGCUCCCUGACGACCUGAUGGGUGACCUUCUGGACAACAUCAGCUUGACGGCGUCCCAGCAGCCCCCGGGGCAGGAGGUGGAGAGCAGAGGAAGCAAUCAGACAGGGAGCUCCGUGUUAACCUUCAGCUGUUCAGGAAGCAGUAGUAGUCUGGGCGUCCCAUCCUCCGGCAGCUAUGUCCCUCCCAUCUCCAUCUUCCAGCUCAGCCCCCCGUCCUCCUCAGUGACCUCCCUACGCCAGUCCCCCAUGCAGACCAUCCAGGAGAACCACCAAGCUUCCUUCUCCUGCCUGUCCUCUCGUUUCAACCACCACCACACCCUGCUGAGCCUGGAGACACAUGGCAGCCAUGUCAGCGACAUCAUGCUCACGCACUGUGACCCACUGAUGUCACAAGCCAGCGCCUCUGUCACUUUGUCCCAGAAUUCCCGGCGGAAUGCCAUGCUGCUCCGCAAGGACCCUAUGAUGUCAUCAAACUGGGACGGUGCUGCGGGUCCAAAUUCCCAGACUUCCUUAAUGCCUGGUUGGCGGGCUCAGGCUGGCUUGUCUACGCCUAACAAUGAAGUGUUGUGCUCAAGCAAUGACUUGGACCAGCAGGCCAAGCAGCUUCUCCAGCACCUACCAUCUCCCAGUAGAAACUAUUCUAUGCAGCUUGGUGGCUCUGGUACCAACAACAGCACUUCUAGAAAGCCGUUGCAGUUGACCACUCCGGACUGCUUUCCAAUCCCUCCCAUCCCUGAUGAUCUGGAUUUGGACGUGUUCAACGGCAGCCUGGACUGUGACAUGGACACUAUCAUAGGUAAUGAGCUGAUGGACGCUGACUGUCUUGAUGCUUUGUGA
Messenger RNA from Coregonus sp. 'balchen', 11152 nucleotides. NCBI's taxonomy places the organism in Eukaryota, Metazoa, Chordata, Actinopteri, Salmoniformes, Salmonidae. The record is from the annotation of a GenBank genome assembly.